Messenger RNA from Aspergillus calidoustus, 1970 nucleotides. Lineage: Eukaryota; Fungi; Ascomycota; Eurotiomycetes; Eurotiales; Aspergillaceae. The record is from the annotation of a GenBank genome assembly.
AUGGCCUCCGCUCCUGAAGUAGAAUCGGUCAAGACCCCAGACCCAGCAUCAACAAAAACCCAGCACACCUCGAUUGCAGAGAUACACACGGCAGACCAAACCUGGAACAAUGAGAGCAACACACGCCUUCCUCCGAACCACCGCCAUCACCUUCGAGACACGAGGUACGACCCCUGGACACACAAUGGCUCGCCACCCGCGGAAAUCUCCAAGAUCCCACCCCGAGCUAAGGUGCUCAUCCUGGGUGCCGGAUACGGCGGGCUUCUAUUCGCCGUCCGCCUGCUAGAGGCCGGCUUCCAGCCGUCAGAUAUCCUUCUGGUCGACGCCGCCCAUGGCUUUGGUGGCACAUGGUACUGGAACCGCUACCCGGGCUUGAUGUGUGAUAUCGAGAGCUACAUCUACAUGCCCCUGCUCGAGGAAACGGGGUAUAUACCGUCGGCAAAAUAUGUACCUGGGGAAGAACUGCGCAGCCACGCGGAGAGGAUUGCGCAACACUGGGGGCUGGGGACGCGAACAGGGUUCGGGGUAAGGGUCGAGGAGCUCAGAUGGGAUGAGAAAGGGAUCAGGUGGGACGUCCGUGGCGGGCGCACGCAAGAUCCAACCAUGAGGUGGACGUGCACAGCGGAUUUUGUCAUCAUUGCAACAGGGACGCUCAAUCGGCCGCGUGUGCCCGACCUUGCUGGGCUUGACAUGUUCACGGGCCACGUCUUCCACACCGCACGCUGGGACUAUAACUAUACAGGAGGCGCCCCUGGUACACCUGCCCUGCCCCGCCUGGACGGCAAGCGAGUUGCUGUGAUUGGGACAGGGUCCACCGCUAUUCAGAUUAUCCCCCAGUUGGCGAAAUCUGCGGAGCAGCUGUUUGUAUUCCAGCGCACACCAGCCAGCGUGGGGUUGCAGAGGAAUCGUCCAACAGACCGCGAGUGGUGGGAGAAGACGAUCCAGAACGCUGCGCCGGGGUGGCAGCGCAGGCGAGCGGAGAAUUUCAACGCCUGGAUAUCGACUCCCCAUGAAGUUUUGGGCAUCGAAGAGGAUCUGAUCAGCGAUGGCUGGACGAGUGCGCCCUCGUUUGCUGCAGCCAUUGGUGGCCCGCUCAACCUCGCCCCGGAUUUCCUCCAUCGUGCAACCGAGGUUGACGCCGCGAGGCGGAGGAUUGUUCAUCAGGUCAUCGAGACGACGGUCAAGGAUAGGAGGACUGCAGAGGCACUGCUGAAUCACGCACAUGGGUGGUGCAAGCGGCCGUGCUUCCACGAGGGGUACUUUGAGACGUACAACCUCGCCAACACUCUGCUCGUCGACGCCCGCGACCACCAGCUCCAUCUGACACACGACGGGGUUCAGGUUGGAGACACUGUAUACCCAGUCGAUCUGAUCGUCCUGGCGACGGGCUACGAGCUCGGAAGCCUGUGCCCCGCGACACGGGCGCAGGUCCGGAUUGUCGGCGUGGGCGGCCAACAGAUGGAGGAGAAAUGGGCUCGACCCGCGACGCUCCACGGGAUCAUGACGCGCGGGUUUCCCAAUCUGUUCUUCCCCGGAACUUCCCAGGCGGGCGUCACUGCAAAUCAGUCAUACAUGUUUGACCGGGCAGCGGAGCACGUUGCCUACAUACUCCAUGCUCUGUGCUUACGCCGUGGGACAGAGACCAGACUGCGGCUGCAGCCUACAGUCGAGGCGGAGGAGCAGUGGGCGACGAGGUCAGUCGAUCAGGCCAGGGCAUUUGCGGCAACGAGGGCCUGUGCGGUGGGGAGCUACACGAUUGCGGCGCGGUAUGAAAGUGCGGAUGGAGCUGCGCUGGCCAGGCAUUUGCCCUGGGGGGAGGGGAUGGCGAGCUACGUGAGGGUUUUGGAGCAGUGGAGAGAGGCUGGGACGAUGGAGGGUUUGGAGAUUGUGAGCGAGUGAUGAUAAAACGACUACACAUCCAACGAGUGUUGUUCUCGCGCAGAUGGGAGUCAAAACAUAAUGGAAAUGAG